Oryza brachyantha (malo sina) is the source of this 1203-nucleotide messenger RNA. RefSeq names its product bisdemethoxycurcumin synthase-like. The transcript has 2 exons. Gene Ontology annotation, molecular function: acyltransferase activity, transferring groups other than amino-acyl groups. The coding region runs from base 1 to 1203 and encodes 400 amino acids. Lineage: Eukaryota; Viridiplantae; Streptophyta; Magnoliopsida; Poales; Poaceae. Gene Ontology annotation, biological process: polyketide biosynthetic process. The record is from RefSeq and is a predicted model, not a curated record.
AUGCCGGGAGCUGCCACCGCCACCGCCGCCGCCGUUGCUGACAGCCGCCGGCGCACACGGCGCGCGGAAGGCCCCGCCGCCGUGCUCGCCAUCGGCACGGCGAACCCGGCGAACAUUGUGCUGCAGGAUGAGUUCCCCGACUACUACUUCGGUCUAACCAAUAGCGACCACCUCACUGAGCUCAAGGACAAGAUGAAGAGGAUAUGUAAUAAAUCAGGUAUUGAGAAGCGCUACAUCCAUCUUGAUGAAAAGCUCAUUCGUGCUCACCCAGAGAUCAUUGACAAAAACCUGCCCUCCCUAGAAGCUCGCAUAGACAUCGUCACAGCCGAGGUCCCGAAGCUUGCCGAGUCUGCUGCACGAAAGGCUAUUGCCGAGUGGGGCCGCCCGGCCACUGACAUCACCCACCUUAUCUUUAGCACAUACUCUGGUUGUCGCGCCCCUAGCGCUGACCUCCAGUUAGCGUCACUACUUGGGCUACGACCUUCUGUCUCCCACACCAUCCUAAGCCUUCAUGGCUGCUCCGGCGGUGGCCGAGCGCUCCAACUCGCCAAGGAGAUUGCUGAGAAUAACCAUAACGCACGUAUCCUUGUGGCCUUGUCCGAGAUGACCUUGGUAUGCUUCUCAACGCCCGAUGAAAGCAAAAUUGUAGGCCAUGGACUAUUCGGGGAUGGUGCUGGUGCAGUCAUUGUUGGUUCUAGCCCCUUGGCCGAUAGCGAGCGUCCAUUAUUUGAGAUGAUCGCUGCCACACAGACUACGAUACCAGGAAGUGAGCAUGUACUUGGCAUGCAGGCCAAGAGUAGUGGCAUAGAUUUCCACCUCUCCAUCGAGGUGCCAACGUUGAUCAAAGACAACAUUCAAGAGUGCUUGCUUGAAACGUUUCGAUCGAUCGGAAACAUGGACCCUAACUGGAAUGACCUCUUCUGGGCAGUGCACCCCGGUGGUCGUGCAAUCCUUGACAACAUAGAGGGAAAGCUCCACCUGCAGCCGAAUAAACUUGCAGCUAGCCGCCAUGUGUUGAGUGAGUACGGGAACAUGAGUGGGGCAACAGUGGCAUUUGUUCUUGAUGAAUUGCGGCGUCGUUGGGAGAAGAAAGGUGAUGAACCGCAACAUGAGUGGGGAGUAAUGUUGGCCUUUGGACCAGGUAUAACAAUUGAGGCAAUGGUGAUGCGCAACCCACUCUCUCAUGGUAUUAUGGAAAAUUAA